This is a messenger RNA of Chrysoperla carnea, 475 nucleotides long. RefSeq names its product ejaculatory bulb-specific protein 3-like. The transcript is spliced from 2 exons. The coding region runs from base 59 to 445 and encodes 128 amino acids. NCBI's taxonomy places the organism in Eukaryota, Metazoa, Arthropoda, Insecta, Neuroptera, Chrysopidae. The record is from RefSeq and is a predicted model, not a curated record.
UUCAUUAAGUGUGAAUUAUAUUAGUGAAUCAACAUAAGUUAUUAAAUCGAAAACGAAAAUGAAAUCUUUUAUUCUUGCUGUGUUUGUGAUUGUGGCUUGUACGACUGUGAGUUUAGCUGAUGAUGAUAAAUAUACCAGUAAAUAUGAUAAUAUCGAUAUUGAUAAAAUUCUGGAAAAUGAUCGAUUAUUAAAAAAUUAUAUUGCUUGUGUUGAUGGCAGUGGAAAAUGUACUCCUGAUGGUGAAGAAUUAAAAAAACACGCCAAAGAAGCUAUGGACAACUGCUGUGAAAAAUGUACCGAUAAACAAAAAGAAACUAUCAAAAAAGUGUACAAAUAUCUUGUAGAAAACAAAGCUGAUUUACUUAAAGAUCUUAGAGAAAAAUUCGACCCAAAAGGUGAAUACGAAGAAAAAUGUAAAGGAAAAUUUAACAUCGCUGAAGCUUAAAUAUAUGUUUUUUUAAAUGUAACUCUUUUA